CUGAAGUCCGCGGAUAGCUUCUGAGGACUGUUUUCACUGUUGCUGCUCCUUCGCCGAGAGGUCUAGGUGGUUCUGCCGCAGCUGACCAGCAGGUUGUGCGGGGAGGAUCUCGACUUGGUGUGCGAGUUGGUGCGUGGUCCGUGGGGUCUCCGGUCCCUCUUUUCUCCUGUUAAAAGCUAACCGCAGAUAUCAUGAAGACAUUACAGCAUUUAUUUGGGCAAGUAGCAGUUAGUGAAUCAGAGCCAUACUUUGUUAUUUGUGGGUCUCCCAGAAGGGCUUGAAAAGGCUUUUAGAAGGUGAGAGAACCAGACAAACCCCAUUUUAGGCAGCUCUCACCAUCUUGAGAAAUAAAUUUCGGUUUCCCGGCCAGGUAUUUCCCCAUAAUCGUAUGAUUCCUACCACCCAAUCAGAACACACCUUGUAAACAGACCACUGGGUCACUAGUGCCCAAUCCUGUGCAGCCCCAUACUCAGAUCUUCCCCCAAACCCCACCUACGGCCCGGUCCCAGAGCUCCCGGCUUCUGGCCAGGAUCCUUGCAGCGGAGCCGAAGCCCCCGGGAGUCCAAGCUGGAGCUUGCGGCAAUAAAGGCCCUUCUGCUUUUGCAUUGGACUGGCUCCUGGUGGUCUUGGGGAACUACGGGAUCUGGACACAACAAAGGUGGGGAUUGUCUAUUCUUAGCUUCUGGUGUGAAGAAUGACCAACCUCACUGAAAGCAAGGUACCGUUGACACUCAUGGAUGUGGCCGUAGAAUUCUCUCCAGAGGAGUGGGAAUACCUGGAUCCUGCGCAGCAGAAUUUGUAUAGGGAUGUGAUGUUAGAGAACUAUAGCAGCCUGGUCUUUCUUGCACUACAUAUUAAAGAAUGCAACACACAGUCUUUGGAAAGCCCCAGAGAAACCCAAGCUAUUGGAUGUAGUUCUGGAUUAACUGUUCAGUCAAUUAUAUCUGAAGACCAGAGAUUUACAAUUGAAGAGAAUAAUUCGACAUGUGGUCAGUUUGAUGGGUCCUUUGUUAAAUGUUUAGAAUUCUUUCAACAACAUAUAAUACCAUUUUGUGACAAAAUAUAUGACUGUAAUCAAUAUGGUAAGGUUUUUACCGAAUCAUCAUUGCUUAAUCAAUGUCAGGAAAUGGAUAAUUCAGGAGAACAUUACAUAUUCAAUAAGGCUUUGAUGUCUAUUCAGGAAUCUUCUCUAAAUAAUUACCAAGAUAUUUGUAUUGACAAGAGAAAUUAUCAAUGUGAUGAACCUGAUAAAACCUUGUACCAAGACUCUUGUUCAGGAAAACAUCAGAAAUGUCAAUAUGCAGAGAACCAGUACAAAGGCAAAAAAUGUGAGAAAGUCUUUAAUCAAAGUUUAAAGUUUUUUAGCAAUGAGAAUGGCCAUAUUCAAAGAUAUUGUCACAAAUGUAAUGACUGUGUAGAAGUUUUUACAGAUUCAGGGAAACAUUCUCAAAAUCAGAGUAUUCCUAUUAGAGAAAACUCAUCCAGAUGUAAUAAAUGUGGGAAAGUUUUUAGUCACUCAUCUAAUCUGAGAAAACAUAACAUACUCCAUAAUGAAGAAAAUCUUUGCAAAUAUAAAGAAUGUGGAAAAACCAUUAAUCAGAGUCAACAGCUUCAAGAACAUCAGAAAAUUUAUACUUCAGAAAGACCAUACAAAUGUAAAAGAGAUAAUAAAUUAUUUACUCAGUCCUCAAAUUUUACUGUACAUCAAAAAAUUCAUAGUGGUGUGAAGCCCUACAUAUGUAAAAAAUGUGACAAAGCCUUUUCCAGGUGUUCACUUCUUAGUCGACAUCAAAGAAUUCAUGCUGGAGUGAAACCCUACAAAUGUAAAAUAUGUGGCAAAGCCUUUUCCAAUAGUUCACAUCUUAAUCGACAUCAAAGAACUCAUGCUGGAGUGAAACCCUACAAAUGUAAAAUAUGUGGCAAAGCCUUUUCCAAUAGUUCACAUCUUAAUCGACAUCAAAGAACUCAUACUGGAGUGAAACCCUACAAAUGUAAAAUAUGUGGCAAAGCCUUUUACUAUAGGUCGGACCGUACUCAGCAUCAGAGAGUACAUACUGGAGUGAAACCCUACGCAUGUAAAGAAUGUGGUAAAGUCUUUUCCUAUGGUUCACACCUUACUGAACAUCAGAAAAUUCAUAUUGGGGUGAAACCCUACAAAUGUAAAGAAUGUGGUAAGGCCUUUUGCCGUAGUUCAGACCUUACUCGGCAUCAGAGAAUUCAUACUGGUGUAAAACCCUACCAAUGUAAAGAAUGUGGCAAAGUCUUUUCCCGCGGUUCACACCUUACUCGACAUCAGAGAAUUCAUACUGGAGUGAAACCCUACAAAUGUAAAGAAUGUGACAAAGCCUUUUUCCGUGGGUCACAGCUUACGGAGCAUGAGAGAAUUCAUACGGGAGUGAAACCCUACAAAUGUAAAGAAUGUGACAAAGCCUUUUUCUAUAGGUCACAGCUUACUCAGCAUGAGAGAAAUCAUAACAGAAUGAAACCCUUACAAAUGUAAAAAAUGUGACAAAGCCCUUUACUAUGGUCCACACCCUACUCCGUAUCAGAGAACUAAUAAUGGAGUGAAAACCUACAAAUGUAAUGAGUGUUGUAAAUUUUUUUCUCCAUCUUCAAACCAUAGAAAACAUCAAAAAAUUACAUUAGAGUGAAACCCUGCAAAUGCAAGGACUGUCUCAGAUCAUAUGCCCAGACUUCAGACCUUAGAAAACAUGAAAAUAAUUGAUACUGAAGAGAAACCCUGCUGAUGGAAAGAAUUUGACAAAACCUUUUACUAUAUUGCACACAUUGCUUGACGUCAAAAAAUUUAUACUGGCUUGGUGCCUGUAGCACAGUGGUUAUGGUGCCAGCCACAUGCACCAGUGCUGGCGGGUUCAAGCCUAGC
Molecule: messenger RNA, 2884 nt
Organism: Otolemur garnettii (small-eared galago)
Lineage: Eukaryota; Metazoa; Chordata; Mammalia; Primates; Galagidae
Product: zinc finger protein 267-like
Exons: 5
Coding region: 695-2500 (601 amino acids)
Biological process (GO): regulation of transcription by RNA polymerase II
Molecular function (GO): RNA polymerase II cis-regulatory region sequence-specific DNA binding; DNA-binding transcription factor activity, RNA polymerase II-specific
Source: RefSeq, a predicted model, not a curated record